UGGAUGCGUGCCUACACGCCGACACGACAGAAAGCACUCGCCAUUGCGACUCCCAGAGAUACCGAGCACGUGCGACAUGCCAUGCUGAUGGUCCUUAACCCUCGAAGUGGUAUCUGCUAUACUCUUCUACCACAACGUUCUGUUCAUCACUCGUCGCCUCUAUCACUACAGCUCUAUCGCUAUCGUCUAUUUAUAUCGAGGCCGAUCGACAACGUCAUCAAAGGUGUCCAGAGCAUGACCGAUUCGGGACUGUUCUAAUGUGAUGCAGCAGUCAUUCCAUCUCAUUCUCAGCACUGGCAUCCAGUCAUCAGAGGCACCACUUGAAGCAUUCGCGCUUUGCUCUCUCUUCGCAAAGAACAUUAAUAUCAUGCCCGGGAACGCAGGUCGACGAGCUCGCCAUAUGCGUCGCUGUGGUAGAUUCUACAUAGACCGUAGGAUAUGUUUUAAAUGUGGAGCGACAGUAUACCUAUUUUCCAGACACACAUCUCAGACUUGUAGGACUUGUAAACACAAGUUUGUCUGGAAAAGUGAACCAGAAGUCGUACCAGCGCGACCUCCUCCUCCACGUCCUCUUGGCCGCGGACUCGUACGGGUGUUGAGCGAUAUAGAGGAUCGCGAUGAAUCAGAUCAUUCAGACGAGGAAAGCCUGAGACCGAGAAACAGUAUCACGACAGACGAUGAGGAUCCUUCCACCGACUGUUCGAGUUCGACGACCGAAUCCAGAGGCGACAGUGUAGUCGGCCCACUCCAUGACGAGGCAUCAGAUCGCAGCUCCAGAUCGAAUCACACAGACGAACAUGAACGGCUGGCGACCCCUCCAGUCAGCCCUAACUCGCAUAGCACAGUCCACAAUUCUCGACCGAUACCCUUCAUCCCACAUCUACUGUCCCGCAUACAUGUCCCGAGGGAAUUCCGAAGACACACCGACCGCAUACGAGUGGAACCCGUGGCACCUAGUCCGUCCGUGAUAACCGCCCAUGCUAUCAAGAGAGUACCUCGUAUGGUUCUCGUCAAACACGCCUUCAGUCUCAAUUAUUUCCUCAAGGCCCUAGCACACGAUCCACCUAGGCAUGGAGGAUCUCUCAGACAUCCGUCUCCUGUGAUCGAACCGCGGGAUCCUGACGGUGUGGUUCUGCAACACUGCGCUGAUCUCCAUCAUGCUCUUUUGCCGCUUGAAGGAUGGGAGAGAGCUGAAGUGGCUGAGGAAUGCGGAGCGGCUGAAGAGGAGGAGCGUGAACAAGACGAGGAGGUCGAGUUACUCAGCUUCUCUAGUCCCAUGGCGCUGUUCGAAAUCAACGAUGCCGAUGAAGUUGCUCUCCUACAGCCCGAACAGUCUGGUGUCAACAACAGUGUUGAGAAUGAGGCUGCUGCGCGUUGCGUAGAGGAGAUGUCUUUUCGCUCUCUCAUGCGAGAAUUUUCUUGCUACAGGAUGAUGCGUAAUCUGGGUAUCAGGCUGAAGAACAAGCUGGGUACUGGGCUGAAGAACAAGGCACGCAAGUGGAGGAGAUGAGACGGGAUGCAGCAAUAGCUUCAGGCUGGACAUAUGCGUUUGCGCGCUGGUGUCAUCAGGUCUGUUGGAGGUACUGUGCCUCAGCAUCGCGUUCGAAACUACCGAUGAUUUAGAUGGAGAGCAUGCUCUUGACCUGGCGCAUUAAGU
Alternaria rosae is the source of this 1657-nucleotide messenger RNA. RefSeq lists its product as uncharacterized. Lineage: Eukaryota; Fungi; Ascomycota; Dothideomycetes; Pleosporales; Pleosporaceae. The transcript has 3 exons. The record is from RefSeq and is a predicted model, not a curated record. Bases 263 to 1510 code for a protein of 415 amino acids.